Lemur catta (Ring-tailed lemur) is the source of this 2782-nucleotide messenger RNA. It is a transcript of the gene NOM1, whose product is annotated as nucleolar protein with MIF4G domain 1. The record is from RefSeq and is a predicted model, not a curated record. Gene Ontology annotation, cellular component: nucleolus. Gene Ontology annotation, molecular function: protein binding; RNA binding. The transcript is spliced from 11 exons. The coding region runs from base 1 to 2562 and encodes 853 amino acids. NCBI's taxonomy places the organism in Eukaryota, Metazoa, Chordata, Mammalia, Primates, Lemuridae. Gene Ontology annotation, biological process: ribosomal small subunit biogenesis.
AUGGCGGCGCCCACGAGCGCGGGAGCGGCGGGCCGGGGCGGCUGCCGGGGACCCGUGGCCCGCAUGAAGCGCAGAGGCGGGCGCAGGCCGCGCCGGGGUCCUGGGGGCGGCGGCGGCGGCGGGCCCCUGAAGCGGCUCAAGCUAGCGGUGGAAGAGUUCGUGCAGGCGGCCUCGGAGGGCGAGGGGCCCGGCGCCCCGGGGGGCUUCCGCCCGGGCGGGAGGAAGAGCCGCAAGGAGCUGAGGAAGGAGAAGCGGCACCUGAGGAAAGUGCGCCGGCUGCAGAGGACGGCGGGCCCCGGCCCGGGAGGCCGCGGCGGAGCCGAAGGAGCGAGCGGUCCCCGGUGGGACGAGGAGGAGGAGAGCGCCCGCCCAGCCCCGCGCCGGGACCCCCAGCCUCGCAGGGAGCCGCGGGCGCCCCGCGCCAGGGCCCAGGCUGCCCCCGGGAAGACCAGGGCCCCCGCGGCCGCCACCGCCCGGAAACGGGCACUUCUAGCGGCCAACGAGGAGGAGGACCGGGAGAUCCGAAAGCUGGAGCGUUGCCUCGGCCUGAACAAGCGCAAAAAGAAGGGCGAAGGAGGCUCCGUGCCGCUCAGCUUUGCACGCGACGGGCUGGACUAUAUUCUGGGAGCCCUGGAGUCCGGGGCAAACAGCGGCGUGUACGAAAGCAGUGGGGAGGAGGAGGAGGAGGCCGCAGAGACACUCCCCGAAAGUGAUUUAGAGAGUGAGGAGGAGGAUGAAAGUGAGGAGGAGGACGAAAGUGAGGAGGAGGACGUAGAAAAGGAAGAGAAAGCGCAGGGAACUGAAGAGGGAGCGCAGAGUGAGGAGGAGGAGGAGGAGGAUGUAGAGCAGGAAAAGGAGGGGAGAGCGGAAGGGACAGCGCAGGAGGAAAAGGGCAAAAAAAGAGUCCGUUUUGCAGAAGACGAAGAAAAGAGUGAAAAUUCUUCGGAGGAUGGUGACACAAGUCAGAGUCUUUGUGAAAGUGGCAAAAAGUACAUCCCGCCUCACGUGGGGCGAACUGGGGGGACAGUGAGCACCCAGAAAAAGGAAGAACUGGAACGGCUGAAGAAACAUGUGAAAGGCCUGAUUAACAGGCUGAGUGAGCCGAACAUGGCGUCCAUAAGUGGACAGCUGGAGGAGCUGUACAUGGCCCACAGCAGGAAGGACAUGAAUGACACCCUGACGGCCGCCCUUUUGGAUGCCUGCGUCACUGCCUCGGCCAUGCCCAGCCGCCUGAUGAUGGAGCACGUUCUCUUGGUCAGCAUCCUUCACCACACAGUUGGCGCUGAGGUGGGUGCUCACUUUCUGGAGGCCGUGGUGAGGAGGUUUGACGGCGCCUACAGAAGGGAAGGCGGGGGGAAGGAGCGCGACAACUUGUUCACCAUCAUCGCCCAUCUGUACAACUUCCGCGUGGUGCAGUCCCACCUCAUCUUCGACGUUUUGAAGAAGCUUGUUGGAACUUUCACAGAAAAAGAUAUUGAACUGAUCUUGUUAAUGCUAAAAAAUGUGGGCUUUUCCCUGAGGAAAGAUGAUGCCAUGUCACUUAAGGAGCUGAUCGGUGAAACCCAGACCAAGGCCAGCGGGGCCAGCGGCGAGUUCCAGGACCAGACCAGGAUUCGGUUUAUGCUAGAGACGAUGUUGGCACUGAAGAACAAUGACAUGCGCAAAAUUCCAGGCUAUGAUCCCGAGCCUGUGGAGAAACUGAGGAAAUUACAAAGAGCUUUGGUGCGCAACGCCGGCUUGGGUUCGGAGACUCAGCUUCGUGUUUCCUGGGACAGCAUCUUGAAUGCCGAACAGACGGGUCGCUGGUGGAUCGUGGGGUCCGCCUGGACUGGGGCCCCAAUGAUUGACGAUGGGCGUCGUUCGCAGCCACAGAAGCAGCUUUCAGGGACGGUUGGCUCAGAGAUCCUAGAAUUCGCCCGAAAGCAGCGGAUGAACACUGACAUCAGGAGAAACGUCUUCUGUACAAUAAUGACGAGCGAAGAUUUUUUGGAUGCUUUUGAAAAGCUUCUGAAGCUUGGACUUAAGGAUCAGCAGGAGCGAGAAAUAGUUCAUGUUCUCAUGGAUUGCUGCCUUCAAGAGAAAACUUACAAUCCCUUCUAUGCGUUCUUGGCUGGCAAGUUUUGUGACUAUGACAGGAGAUUCCAGAUGACUUUCCAGUUCAGCAUAUGGGACAAAUUUCGGGACUUAGAAAAUUUGCCAGCUACUAAUUUCUCUAACUUGGUUCAUCUGGUGGCCCAUCUGUUGAAGACAAAAUCACUUUCGCUUUCCAUCUUAAAGGUAGUUGAAUUCAGUGAAUUGGACAAACCCAGAGUCCACUUUUUACGAAAAGUAUUAAAUAUAUUAUUAAUGGAAACAGAAGUUGAAGACCUUGGUUUAAUUUUUGCAAGAGUGUCUGACAUCCCAAAGCUGGGGAUGCUACGAGAAGGUUUGAAGCUUUUCAUUAGCCACUUCUUGCUAAAGAACGCACGGGCCCACAAAAGUGCCGCCGAAGCCAACACGCUGAGAGAGAGAGCCGACCUUGUGACAAAGUCUCUGCAAGGAAAAGCGUCCCUGAGAAUGUAGGCAGGGACAGCAGUGGAGGGUGGUCCUUUGAUGGUAGAAUGUCCUUGUAAACCCAAAGGCCUACUCUGUUGUCUGUGUGUAAAAGCUUGGUGGAGCUAUACCUCUGUCUGUUGUUUCAAAAUAUUUUAUUUUGUGAUGAUUUUUUGAUCCAAGGUCGUAUUGUUUGGGUUUUGAACCAUUUUCAAAUAACUGUAUGUACAUUGAGGGUGGGAAAGGAAGG